AUGUUGAAAAUUACAGCUUUUUUGGCGCUUGCUUUUAUUGAAAACUUAAAAAAAAAGUUUCAAUUACUUAUUUCCACCUUCCCAGUGAGCUGCGCGUGGUCAUCGGGCCUGUCGUGCGGCUCGUGCGGGCCGGAGUGCGCGCCGGCGUGCGGCACGCGCCGCUUCAGAGCGUGCUGUUUCAACUACCUCAGGAGGAAGAGGACUGAUGGUCUGAAGAUCCAUUUACUUGAAGACGAUUUUACACAAAACCUUCCUUUACACCACAUCAGCAAAACCCCUUCGGAAGAACAAUGGCUGUUCAGCGUCCUGGCAAACGAAAACCAUCCUUAUAACUUCGAAAAUAAGGCUGAAAACCAUCUGGAAGAAUAUUGAAGAUUUGUGUCGGCGAAUUAUUAAUUUGAUAUGUAUA
Trichoplusia ni (cabbage looper) is the source of this 409-nucleotide messenger RNA. RefSeq lists its product as uncharacterized. Bases 1 to 372 code for a protein of 123 amino acids. The record is from RefSeq and is a predicted model, not a curated record. Lineage: Eukaryota; Metazoa; Arthropoda; Insecta; Lepidoptera; Noctuidae. The transcript has 3 exons.